Molecule: messenger RNA, 501 nt
Organism: Microthlaspi erraticum
Lineage: Eukaryota; Viridiplantae; Streptophyta; Magnoliopsida; Brassicales; Brassicaceae
Source: the annotation of a GenBank genome assembly
AUGGCGUUUGUGACAACAGCGGAAGUUUGUGACGCGAAUCAAGAGCUGAUUCGGAGUGGUCAGCUCCGAGCUUUGCAACCCCUUUUCCAGAUUUACGGCCGUCGACAAAUAUUCUCAGGUCCAGCAGUUACUGUCAAAGUGUUUGAAGACAAUGGCUUAAUCCGUCAAUUCAUCGAAGAGAAAGGAAACGGUAGAGUUCUUGUGGUGGAUGGUGGAGGGAGUCAACGGUGUGCGAUACUCGGAGGUAAUCCGGUGGUUCAAGCGCAGAACAACGGAUGGGCAGGGAUUGUUGUGAACGGAUGCAUAAGAGACGUCGAUGAGAUCAACGGUUGUGACAUUGGAGUGAGAGCUUUGGCUUCUCAUCCGAUAAAAGCGAGCAAGAAGGGACUUGGAGAACAAAGAGUUCCGGUUAAUAUCGGAGGGACUCGGAUCUGUGAUGGUGAAUGGGUUUAUGCAGAUACUGAUGGCAUUCUUGUCUCUCAGAUUGAGCUCUCCGUUUGA